AUGGUAUCCAGCGCGGAGACUACAGAUUAUGAAGCCGACGCCUUCGAGGACGCUCGUGACGCACAGGAUGCUGCCGACAUCUCGACUCCUAUCAGCACUACCCGGUCUCUAACAGAUCGACGGCCUUCAAACGGAUCAUUGCCUACUCCAAAAGCCAGCACAUUCUCUGCCGCAGAUUCUCCAGAUCCAGACGAAGAACCGCUCCAGGAUUCGCCAGCCUCGCCCCCGGAAGAUCGCACGUCGAAGAAACCAAAACAGCCCAAAUCUCCUCUCCUCACCACACACCGGUUGUCUACCUCUUCGUUAGACGAUAUCGUCCUUACGAGCUCCAAGGACGACGAGGCUACGAGUCCACCCACUUCUCACUCCAGCCCCGUUGCCGAUGCUCCUCCUCCCCUACCCACAAGAGAAUCUAAGCACGGCUCACGGCUUCAAGGUCUCUCCGCUACACUCCCUUCAGUCCCCUGGGGUCCUCCGCCUGUAAAUAGAAAUGCUCCUCCACCGUCGCAACCACCACCCUCCGCUCCAAGUAGAAAACUCACCAGCCCGUUUGCCUGGCUCUCCAGAGGGCAAAAUGCCCAGAAAGAAAACAAAACAGCGACAAGUAACCGGAGAAAUACCGGUGCAUCGGUCUCCACGACUUUGAGCAACCCUGACAUGCUGGCGCGCUUCGAUGGUAGCGAUGGAGAUGCAGGGAGUACAGAUUCACGGAAGCAGUUGCGGAACAGCCUGAAGGACCAAUUUAAGCUUCUCAGAAUGCGUGAAGAGGGCAGCGGAGAUGAUCAGGUCGCACUCGCAGAUGGCCAAGAAGAAAAGGGUUCUGGUAUGCUAAGUACACCUCCAAGUGUGCCCGACCUGGAUACUACCUCGCCCCAACCUUCUCCUUUGCCGUCUCCUCUACCGUCAACGAUAAAUCCAAACCUUGCUCCUGGAACGGUUGCCGGGAUCUCAGCCUCUGCUACGGAUGCCGCAGCACCUGUAAACUGGGAACUAUGGCAGCAGGUCGUAAACCAGGGCCUGGAAGCGUUCAGUGGAACCAGUGCGGAAGAGUUGAAUUUGGCUAUUAGACGAGGGAUUCCCCAGACUAUUCGAGGUGUUAUUUGGCAGGUUCUUGCCGAUAGUAGGAACCCCGAUCUUGAGGAUGUGUAUAGAGAACUUUGCACACGGGGUACCGAUAAAGAACGCGUAAAACAUUGGGGCACGCCAUCUCCCGCUUCUCUGAACGGCCAAACAAAUGGAGGGCCAAAGGAGAAAGGCUCGUCGCCAUCAUCACGCUCCUCACUUCAUUCGGAUAAUUCUACACAGUUUCCAGCGCCAUCGAUAUCCGAGAAAGAAACAGAGGCCAUGACCAAAGCACAAGCUGAGUUGGAGGAGACACGAAAGAAAAAGGCAAAGGAAGAUGCUGCUGCUCUUGUUAAGCUGGAGAAGGCUAUCAGGCGGGACCUGGGCUCUCGAACCAGCUACUCGAAGUAUUUCAUGUCACAACGAAACCAAGAAGCGCUAUUUAAUGUUUGUAAAGCUUACGCUUUGUACGACGGUGGAGUUGGCUACGCCCAGGGAAUGAAUUUCAUAGUGAUGCCUUUAUUGUUUAAUAUGGACGAUGGGGAGGCUUUUGCACUUUUAGUGAAGCUUAUGAACAAAUACGGACUACGAAAUAUGUUCAUUCACGAUAUGCCCGGUCUUCACCGCCAUCUUUACCAGUUCGAACGCCUGCUGGAAGACUUGGAGCCCGCAUUGACUUGCCACCUCCGUCGUCGUGGCGUUAGCCCCCAGCUUUAUGCGACACAGUGGUUCCUUACACUAUUCGCGUAUCGCUUCCCAUUGCAGCUUGUACUCCGUAUUUAUGACCUGAUAUUCGAGCAAGGUCUUGAGAGUGCAAUCCUUCGUUUCGCUGUUGCGAUCAUGCGCCGUAACGUCGAUGCGUUACUCGGGAUGAGCGAUAUGACUUCGCUAACAAGCUUCCUAAAGGAAAAGCUAUUUGACGUAUACAUCGACAAACAGCCGUCUGCCAGCUCCAUUCUUGAGUCUGGUUUCUUUGGAAGUUCUGGGGCAAGCGACAAGGAAAUCUAUCGAGCAGAUAUCAUGGUUGAGGAUGCAUGCGCGAUUAAUCUUACACCUGAGAUGAUCCAGACAUAUAAUUCCGAAUGGGAAGAGAAGACUCGCGCAGAAAAGGAGUUAGCUGCUGAGAUAGAAGGGUACAAACACACCAUAGCCACGCAGGCAGCGCGGAUCCGAUCACUUGAAGAGCAUGCAGAGAAGUCGGACAAAGAACAUGUCCAGAUUGCAUCGGAGCUGGUACGCAUUAAGGUUGAAAAUGAAGAGCUAAAGGAUUCGAACGAGGGUCUCAAAGUCGAAGUUGCCGAGCUCAAAGUGGUAGUCGAUCGUCAGCCAGCUGAGCUAGAAGAGAAGUUAAGAACAGAAAUGGACCGCAUUAUGAAACGGAAUAUCGAAGUCCAGAACGAAAAUAGGGCAAUGGAGGAGCAGAUGGCGGAGAUGGAAAAGGAUCUGGUGGAGGCAAAGAUGAAAUGGGCAGAGAUCUCGGAAAACCAUGAAACGCUCAAGCAGAAGUGGAGUGAUUUGCGAAAGGCCUUGGAUGGUUAGACAAAUCCCCGACUCCUGCCGCUCGAUCACGUUUUGUGUACAUGUUAUGCUUCUUGGCUGCGCUGUGUUUCGGAGGUUUGAACACAGGUGAUGCCUGCUCUUGAGGAGCAUGCUGUCCCAUUAGAAACUGCCGACUGGGCAAAGACUACCCCAAAGGACAUGUACAGAGUAUGCAUACCUACAUUGAGUCCAACAUAUGUUUCCAUACCAUUGUCUUUUUAAAUCAGCUUUUUUUU
Molecule: messenger RNA, 2837 nt
Organism: Coccidioides immitis RS
Lineage: Eukaryota; Fungi; Ascomycota; Eurotiomycetes; Onygenales; Onygenaceae
Product: GTPase activating protein
Exons: 4
Coding region: 1-2601 (866 amino acids)
Source: RefSeq, a predicted model, not a curated record